AUGGACGUGUGGGGGAAGCAGCGUGAGCUGAGGUUCUAUCUCACCGAUGUGCCCGCCAAGAUGCGAUUCCAGUGGAUGUUAUGUGGUGAGAAACAGGGAUGAAGGGGAGGAAAGGCAGGGUGAAAACUGCUGUUGGUGUUUGUUGCGUCGACUGUGCAGCGCUCUCGGGUUUAUGGCUGUUGGUGGCGGGGCCAAUCUCGAUUGUCCUUGUGCCCGACUCCAAAUGGGCUGGGCUGGGAUGGACUAUCAGCGGAAUUGGUGGGUGCCAACCAGUUCACAGCCAUUCUCUGCUCACUUGUUUGGUGCUUGUUUGUGUGUCUGAAGUGGGAGAUCCCCUGCUACUGGCUGCCGUCGAUAUGCUAUUUCCUUAUGGGACGUACAAGAGUCUGGCUACUCAAUGCUUGGCACUUAUGUAUGGGGUCCUCAUAAUGGCCUUCAAUCUCUUCUACGGACGUAAGCACUAAACGGAAAAAACACUUCGCGUCGCAUAGCUUUCUGUUUCUUUCCGUUUCUGUCCAGCGAUCGGCUAUGCGGCUAGUAUGCUAGUGUUAUCUGUCUACAUGGGACUUGCCGUGCCCCCUUUUACUGUCAUUGCCCAGCCACGACUGUUCACAAAUGAUGAUAUGCUGA
This is a messenger RNA of Vitrella brassicaformis, 630 nucleotides long. NCBI's taxonomy places the organism in Eukaryota, Vitrellaceae. The record is from the annotation of a GenBank genome assembly.